Messenger RNA from Coccidioides posadasii C735 delta SOWgp, 2285 nucleotides. It is a transcript of the gene ADE4, whose product is annotated as amidophosphoribosyltransferase. NCBI's taxonomy places the organism in Eukaryota, Fungi, Ascomycota, Eurotiomycetes, Onygenales, Onygenaceae. The record is from RefSeq and is a predicted model, not a curated record. Gene Ontology annotation, biological process: purine nucleotide biosynthetic process; purine nucleobase biosynthetic process. Gene Ontology annotation, cellular component: cytoplasm. Gene Ontology annotation, molecular function: amidophosphoribosyltransferase activity.
CUCAACCCUUCACCAUGAUAGGAGAUUGUCCGGCAUCUCUGCUUGUCUCCCAUCCCACAUUCCUUUCUCCCCCUUCUUGCCCCUCAAUGUCUUGAUAGCAGGUGUCUGGCAUGAUCACAUUGCCACUCUCUUCUCUCUCUUCGUCCAUUGUUCCUGGGAACGCUCAAAGUGGGAACCUGCGCUAUCUUGACUCGAUAGCAAUAGUCUGUGGCAGUGAUAGACACCUGUACUAGGACGCAAACACCAAUAUGUGUGGCAUUCUCGCCUUAAUCCUGGCAAGUGCCUCGGCGUCUGCCAGCGUUGACCUUCAUGAAGCCCUAUACUUGCUCCAACAUCGCGGCCAGGAUGCAUGCGGCAUAUCAACCUGCGCUUCAGGUGGACGGAUAUUCCAAUGCAAGGGAAAUGGCAUGGCAGCAAAGGUCUUCCACGAUGGUGCUCGUGUCGCCGACCUACCCGGUUUCAUGGGCAUUGCACAUCUCAGAUAUCCCACGGCGGGCAGCAGCGCUAAUGCGGAGGCCCAGCCUUUCUACGUUAACAGUCCCUAUGGUAUUUGCCUGGCGCACAACGGGAACUUGAUCAAUGCCAUUGAGCUUAAGCGAUAUCUCGACUACGAGGCUCAUCGACAUAUUAAUACCGAUAGUGACAGCGAAUUGAUGCUCAACGUCUUUGCGAAUGAGUUGAACGAAACCAAAAAGGUCCGUGUUAAUCAUGAAGAUAUUUUCACGGCCUUGAGUAAGAUGUAUGAGCGGUGCGAAGGUGGAUGGGCGUGCACAGCCAUGUUGGCCGGUUUCGGCGUUCUUGGAUUCCGUGAUGCCUAUGGCAUUCGUCCACUUGUGCUUGGGUCCCGUCCCUCCGCGGAUGGAUCGGGGAUGGAUUACAUGAUGGCAUCAGAAUCUGUUGCCCUUGACCAACUCGGUUUCUCUAAUAUCCGCGAUAUUCAGCCAGGCGAAGCUGUCAUUAUCCAAAAGGGAGGAGAGCCGGUGUUCCGCCAGGUUUGCCCUAAGAAGGCCUAUGCACCUGAUAUCUUUGAAUAUGUCUACUUUGCCCGCCCUGACUCCGUCAUAGACGGUAUCAGCGUGUAUCGGAGCAGACAACGGAUGGGUGAUAAGCUCGCUCAGCGUAUCGUCGACACCUUGGGCCCCAAGGCCAUUGAGGAGAUUGACGUUGUUAUUCCAAUUCCCGAAACAUCCAACACAUCCGCCGCCAGCGUGGCGCGAUUCCUAGAUAAGCCAUAUUGUCAAGGCUUUGUCAAGAACCGCUAUGUAUUCCGAACAUUCAUCAUGCCUGAACAAAAGGCUAGACAAAAGGGUGUCCGCCGAAAGCUAAAUGCCAUGAAGUCCGAAUUCAAGGGCCGAAAUGUGCUCCUAGUGGAUGACAGUAUUGUCCGUGGCACAACUAGUCGUGAGAUCGUCACAAUGGCCAGAGAGGCUGGUGCGAAGACGGUGCACUUUGCCAGCUGUGCGCCUGCAAUUACCCAUGCUCAUAUCUAUGGCAUUGAUCUUGCUUCGCCACAGGAACUAGUCGCCCAUAACAGAGACACGGAGUCAGUUGCAGCACACAUUGGCGCUGACACUGUGAUCUACCAGACCCUUGACGAUCUCAAAGACGCCUGUGCCGAGAUCUCCAAAGAAAAUGGCCUUUCAGAGCCCACUAAGUUCGAGGUUGGCGUCUUCUGUGGCCAUUACGUCACACCCGUUUCACAAGGAUACUUCGACCACUUGGAAAAGGUCCGCGGCGAAGGACGCAAACUCAAAGUCGUGGAAUCGGCUCGUAAGGCUGUCCUAAGGGGCGUUGCGAACGAUAUGGAAUUGCAAGUCGCUGCAAAUGGUGUCCAGCUAGAUCGAAACGGCAAAGUUGUCCCUUCCAUAACGGCAAGUGAUCCGGCAAAGUCGACGAAUUCCGCUCAUCACCGUGAUGAGGAGGCAGAUCAUACCCCCCAGGUCAAGGACCGUAUGGAUAUCUCCCUACAUAAUUUUGGUGAUUAUACCUAGGCUAGAUUUAAACGAAGAUUUUAUGUGCUCUUUGUUUGAUCGUUUUGUCUCUCUUGACACGAACAUUAUUUAGAUUUCUUAUCCCUUGCAUAGGGUGGAAUAGGUGAUAGCAUUUGAGGCUGCUUGACUCAUGUGUUGUUUUGUUUCAUUAUUCAGGUGCUGGCUAAUGUUCUCAUAUUCAAUACUAAUGUGUAUUGCAUGUAAUGAGACAGCAUUGUUCUUAUUCUAUUGUACAUACAUGGUUAACUCUUCACGUUCACAAGUCCCGAUCGUCACAAGUUUUUUGACUUCGCG